Molecule: messenger RNA, 5839 nt
Organism: Cydia strobilella
Lineage: Eukaryota; Metazoa; Arthropoda; Insecta; Lepidoptera; Tortricidae
Product: rabankyrin-5
Exons: 22
Coding region: 115-3669 (1184 amino acids)
Molecular function (GO): metal ion binding; protein binding
Source: RefSeq, a predicted model, not a curated record
AAUUGUCAAAUUGUCAAUUUCCAAUUAGCGUUUAAUCUUUUUUAUAUUGAUAAAGAAAUAUAGUAAAAAGUGUAGUACGCUUCCUGCAGUGAUAAGCGUCAACAAAGCCUCGUCAUGGCGUCCAGCGAGGUGACGAAGCUUCAGCAACACUUGGCGCUGCUGAAGGAGGAGUACAGUAAGCUGCAGAGUCACUGUGCAGAGGUGGAGCGCAAGUAUACACUUGCGGCCGCAUCGGCCGGUGACUUGAGCGAGACGAGUUUCGUCGCGCGGCUGCUCAUGACCGUAGCGACACUCUACGGCAGAGAAACCUAUUCAGACAUACAAAUAAAGUUACAGAGCAAGUCUAUGCCAGGUCAUAAGUUUGUCUUGUGUGCCCGAUCUGAUGAUUGGAAUGAAGAAGCAUUAAAAGACCUGAAGGAGUUGGAUUGGUCAGUGCUCCCUGAUGAUGUUGGUGCAGCGCUGCUCAAAUGGCUCUACACAGAUGUAGUGGACCUCACUCGGGGAGACAUGUUUGCACUUCAGCUCAUGAAGUCUGCUGCCAACUUCAAGCUUAAUGGUUUGGUGGGAAAGUGUGAACAGGCCCUUAUUGCCAGUGUGGGAGUCAGGACAUGUGUAAAGUUCUACUCUGCCGCUGAUGAGAUUGGGGCAUUGGCUCUCAAAGAACAUUGUUCUGGACUUAUUUCUGCUCAUUGGGAUGAUCUCACAGGCGAAGACUUCGCGCACAUGUCGUCCGCCCUGCUAUACCGCAUGCUGAAGAGCAAGACGCCGCAGCCGCUGCACGGUGCCGUCCGCCUGCUGCGGGAGGACGUCGUGUUCCUGUGUCUCGUCGAGAACCACGCCAAUCUAACAGACAUCGUGAACGCGAUGUCGUCGCGCGGAGAACUCCCCCUGGAGCUCGCUCUCCGCGGCCACAGUACCUCCAUCGCCACUACACUUCUUCAGCACUGCGCUGAUGCCAAUGCUAGGGGCGCCCGCGGCAGGACCUUACUGCAUCGGUCUAUAGACUCGAGAGAUUCAUUCUCCGCUAAGUUUUUGGUAGACAACGGGGCCGACUGUAACCUCACUACCAAGGACGAAGGCGACUCUGCACUGCACCUUAUAGCCGGAUUGACUGCAAGUUCUUGCGAUGAGGAAACUAUGGACCAGAUGGCGGAAAUUGCGGAAGUCAUGAUCGAAAAAGGCGCUGAUAUUAAUAGACAAAAUCGGAAAGGAUUCACACCACUACAUCAAGCAGUCAUAGCGCGAAAUCAAAGGAUAUUCGAUCUCCUACUCAAACAACCAGCUUUAGACACAAACUUGCGGACUCUAACCGACGAGCAUCCACCCCUCUACUACGCACUAGUCGACGACAGACGGGCUUCGAUCUCUUCCAGCGAAACUCUAGUCAUGAAUGGGUCUAACCCAUUCGAUACGCCAGUGACCAAUACUGCGGCGUUUACUGAAGACCCAGUGGAGGGAAGGACUGAGAGUAUCGUGGAGAGAGGGUUUGCUGCUAAGCUGUUGGCGAGAGGUUGCCAAAUGAAUCCGGCGUACUCCGGCUCUGGGGAUAGCUUACUACAUAUUCUGGCGCAGGGAUGGUUUGAGGACUCGGCGGUAUUUCUGACGGCGCAUCUAAACGGUGAUCUGAAUCACACAAACGAGGCGGGCCUCUCAGCUUUACAUGCAGCCUGCACUAACGGCCUGGCGCGCCUUACGGCCUCGCUGUUAGAACACGGCGCGAGGCCCAACCUCCAAACCUCAUAUGGGGAACAGGAGGAUACUGUUUACAGACAAACCCCCCUCCACCUAGCCGUGCUAAGCAACCAUGAGACCGCCGUCCUAGCCAUCUUGGAACACAAGAAACUCAUCGAGAAAGGCGACAUGCCUGCCACAGACCGUAGCAACGUCAGCUUACUGCCUAAUCUUAACUUGAAGAACUCUGAGGGAGACACGCCUGUCAGCCUCGCUCUGGCUGAAGGACACAAAAAUCUAGUGGCGCCACUGAUAGAGGCCGGAGCGGACCCAAACGUGCGCAACGGCAAGGGAUUCACAGUUCUACACCAGGCCAUUGUGGAAGAGGACUCCAAAACCGCCAUUUAUUUGUUAGAUCAUGGAGCAGAUAUGGAUUCCUUAACGGAAGCCGGCGAAACGCCUCUACAGCUCGCCAUACAUUGUCGCCUCGGGCUCGUGGUAGAAGCUCUGUGCGUGAGAGGCGUAGACAUGAGUCGCCUUGACGCCAACGGAGUGCCGCCUCUAUGGGCAGCCCUUGAUUCCGGACAGGAAGAAGUUGCCAGCAUUCUGGUACGAAAUGGCGCUGAUGCUGACUGCUGGGGACCAGGGCCUGAUGGCUGCUUGCAAACUUUACUACACAAAGCUAUCGACGAAAAUAAGGAAAAUCUAGCGACGUUCCUGAUCCGUUCCGGUUGUGACGUGGAAUCGUCACGUCGCGCGGGCGCUGCGGGGGAAGGCGCUGACGUCGCCAACGAGAAACAGUCGCCGCUACAUCUGUGCUGCACCUGGGGGCUCACUGAUGUUAUACAGACUUUACUAGAACACGGCGCCAAUAUCAACUCCAAAGACUCCGAAGGCAAGACUCCCCUCCACAUCGCGAUCGAGAACCAGCAUGAGGGCAUCAUCUCUCUCCUUCUAUCCCAGCCGGGCAUAGACCUGUCGGCGAGGGACAACAAGGGCGUGUCGCCGUUCGCUGCCGCGCUUACGGCCAGGAAUAAUAAGGCUGCGCAAGCCAUACUUACGAAGAAUCCUUCGGCAGCGGAACAGGUGGACAAGAAAGGGCGAAAUUUCCUCCACGUGGCUAUACAGAAGUGCGACAUGGAGAGCGUGAUGUUCCUGCUGUCCGUCGAAGUGGACGUUAACUCGCGCAUACAGGAUAGCAGCACGCUGGCGCCGCCCUUGCAUUUGGCGGCCGGGGUGGGCAACGAGGUGCUGCUGCGGAGUCUACUACUCGCGGGCGCGAGGCCCAACGAUCGUGAUGCUCAGAAACGCACCGCCCUGCACGUAGCCGCCAGCGCCGGGCACGCCAACAUCGUGUCGGCGCUGCUGAGCGGCGGCGCCGAGUGCGGCGCGGUGGACGCGGGCGGCGACAACGCGCUGCACGUGUGCGCCAGAGACGGACACGCCGCCGCCGCGCGCGCGCUGCUCGCCGACUCCGACGUCGACGCCGCCGCCGUCAACCUCAAGGGUCGCAAUCCCAUGCACGAGCUGGCCUGGUGCAAGAAGGACAACGCCGCAGCGAUCUGCGAAAUAUUCAUUGAGCUGAUGCCGGACUACCCCAUCAACAGAACUGAUUUGCAGGGCAAUACUCCUCUUCUGUUAGCGUAUAUGAACGGGCAAGCGGCCAUGUGCAGGGUGUUGGUCCGCGCGGGUGCGUGUCUGGCUCAGGAGAAUAAGGAUGGCGUUUCUAUAUUUAAUUAUCAGGUGGCAACGAAGCAACUGCUGCACCGGCUGCUAGACGCGCUGCCGGCGGAGGCGCCGUGGGCCGAGAGCGACCUGUGCCAGGAGUGCGGCACCAAGUUCACGCUCACCAUGAGGAAACACCAUUGUCGUCAUUGCGGCCGAAUGCUGUGCAACAAGUGCUCGAACCAAGACGUCCCCAUACUGAAGUUCGGUAUGAACAAGCCGCAGCGAGUGUGCGAGAUAUGCUUCAAAGUGCUCCAAGUCGGCGCUAGUUAGUGCCGCUGAGUAGGUUAGACUGGCAACGAUAUAGAAUUAUAGAUUGUUAGACAUCAAGCGUAUGAUUGGAUUUCCACUACCCUCACAGUCAAAUGCCCUUUCAAAAACCUUAUUGCAACGAGAUAAGGUCCUACAAGAUGGAACUUAUAGGAGGACUCGUCUUCAGCGUGCAUUGGCGAUCUAAUAGAACUCGAUCUCGUGAGACCUAUGCGUGCGUAAAAAAAGACAGAUGUAAGUGCAAUGGAUUAGGAGGAAUGCAAACCGGGUUUUAUUUGUAUGAAAUUUCGGUUAUUUACUAAAUUAAAAACCGGUUUGCAUUCCCUAAUUAGGACGCAACUAGGUGGUGCUAAGUAGAAGAAGAGAAAAACGCCUACGUGAUGUGACCGCUUAUAUGCUUCAUGAUGAGAGUCUAGUUAGAGUUAGUUUGUUUCAAGCGUUUGUAAGGGAGCGGUUGUAUGAAUUUUCCCUAUGAUAAAGUCGGUCUAUGAUAAAAGAAUGCGUGUAGUUUCCGAUUUAAAAUUCUAAGUUCUAACUACAGUAUACAGUAUUCACAUUUUCAUGGGUCGACUGAUUUAAUGUACUUCAAUUUAAAAGAGCAAAUCUUUCAUUGAACCUAACCUCUUUGCUGCAACAGUUUGGAUGGGGCAUACCCCAUCCAAACUGUAGUACUCAUGAGUGCUACUAAUUGUACUGAAAAUCAGCGAAGCAAUACUAUGUUUCGUGUAAAAUUGAAUUGAAACACCGUUACAAAAUGAUAUAGAAAGUGGUGAAUCUAGUACUGCCAGAUUUUUUUAUCGAUGUCUGUGCAUAUUAAGAGAUAUAAUUUUUGUCGAGUUGGUACUACAUUCGUAUUAGUACAUUAUAUGAUGUAAGUUUGCAUCAAAUUAUUAUGUGGUCAAGAAAUACUGUAAUUUUCUUUUGUAUUAAAUCUUUAGGAUUUUCAUCAAUGAUAUUCUCAAACUGUCAAGUUGUGUGGAAUAGAUUAAAAAAAUAAAAUUGUGCCUCAAUGUUGGCAAAAUUAUGUUCCAGUUAGAUGGGACACAAUUUCACUAUGCCAAAGUCUGAUAGAGUGUGCUUCUAUUUUCAUUUAGAUUUUAAGUUCAAAUUAUUAUACAUAUAGGAAUCAAAAUUGUAACUUUGUAUUUAUAAAUUUUAUAAUGUUAGAGGGUGACAAAAAUAAGAUUUAUGUAUAAUCAAUACUUUGACUUAAUAACGCUCCAAAAUGAACUUACCGGAAUAGGCGUGCCUCCUGGUCUGUAGCCCAUGCAGUAUUACUCGUAGAUGCUGGGAUGGUCAAAGGCGUCAUAGCUUUGAUACUCUUGUACUUCAUAUUACGGUCAAUGGAGCUGCCAUUAGUGUGUACAGAAAGUCAAUAUACUGUAGGAUCCUAAUGUAAGGCAUGUUUGUAGAAGCCAUGCGUGGGUUAGUUUCACUUCUCUCCACUCUUAUCGAAUGUUGCGCCGUUAAAAACAUUAUUAUUGUAUACAAAGUCAAUUUUUGAUACAUAUUUUAUUUACAUUAUUAGUAAUAAGAUUUUGACACAAUUUAUCACCCGUUGACCACGAACGCUGUAAAGAGUUCGAAACGUCGGGAUGAAUUAUAAAUUCAAUAUACGCGAUAUAAUCCGUUUUCAUAGUUUUAUUUCAUGAGUAACUAUCGCGGUAACCGAAGACAAUACAAUUUAUUUUAUUAUUUCUAGACAUUAUUUAUAUUGUUGUGUCCAUUAUAUAAUUCUCUUAUAAUUUCAUUAUAUUUUUAAUGUCACUGAUGUCUCCACAUUCCAAAUUUUGCAUUUUGUGCAAGUGAAACUUGUAUUUUUUGGCAUUUUCAAGAUUUUUAUGAACACUUACUAGGCUAAGGAUGGAUGCAGGAGGAUGUUUUGUCAGAGGCUGUACUUUGCAACUACGUAAAUCUAUGAACAUAGAUUUAUUUGGCGUCUUAAUCCUUCAGAGUAGCUGUUAUUCUACACAUUUGGCUAAUAUAACAGCUUCUGUGAAGCUCAAAAGUCGGCGCGUAUAAUAGAUUUAUUUAUCUCUGCUAUUGAAUAAGUGCCAUUCGUCUUGAAAUUCUUGCUUUGUUUAAUUUUUAUAGAGCUUAUAUUUUAUCGAAUGAAUUAUUGUUUUCGUCCAAACUAUUAUUGCUGUAAUAAUAAAAUUUUAUAUGCCUUAAA